Messenger RNA from Chaetomium fimeti, 624 nucleotides. RefSeq lists its product as uncharacterized. Gene Ontology annotation, cellular component: RNA polymerase I complex; RNA polymerase III complex; RNA polymerase II, core complex. Bases 155 to 400 code for a protein of 81 amino acids. The transcript is spliced from 2 exons. Gene Ontology annotation, biological process: DNA-templated transcription. Lineage: Eukaryota; Fungi; Ascomycota; Sordariomycetes; Sordariales; Chaetomiaceae. Gene Ontology annotation, molecular function: zinc ion binding; DNA binding. The record is from RefSeq and is a predicted model, not a curated record.
GUUCAGCCCGCCCCUCACACCGAGAAGGGGUCCAGGCAUUUAUCAGCAUCAUCAAGUUCCAAUCAUCCAUCACCAACCCAUCUCCGCACACGACACACCCUAUCGAACACUCGCAUCCCGCAAACGCAUAAACCACUCUCAAAUCAAUUCCACGAUGUCUCGCGAAGAGUACCAAGUCCCCACCGGGUCCGGCUCGCCGACCGUCGGCGGCGGCUCAUUCAACGCCCCCGCGGCACGCGACUACGCAGGCGAGGGCGGCGGCGCGAUACACUACAUCUGCGGCGACUGCUCCGCACGGGUGCCCCUGGACAAGGCCACGGGGAUCCGCUGCCAAAAGUGCGGCGCGCGCGUGCUGUACAAAGAAAGGACAAAGCGGAUGGUUCAGUUUGAAGCACGGUGAUGGGAUGGAUGAUAGGCGAGGGCGGGUGUUUUCAUUGGGAGAUUCGGGUUAUGCGUUUUCAGAGCACUUUGCCCCGACUCCUUGGUGAAGAGACAAGUUCUGGAUAGGACGCGAUCGAAGUAGGCAAAGGGCGCCGCAUCCCGAUUAUUGGCGUUCUGGUAAUAUGCUACAUAGUAGACAUACGUGACGAGAAAUGCAACUUGUCCAUUUGGAUCCUAAUGAAC